UGAUAAUCCGGGUUAUGUGAGUCUCUCCUCCGGUAAACCGGUGUCCCAGCAUCAUCCCGGUGUUGUAUGAUCCCUCAGAGUAGAUACACCUUUGCUCUGAGGUUUCGGGGGAACGGUGUCAAACUUUUGAAGUUCUCAUAAAAAUAAUGGGCGGAUCUUUCCAAGACUAGUGAUUUCCCCGUGUUCCUUUCUUUUUCCUCACGGGUCAGGUUUAGUCCACACGUCCAACCCUCCAAAAGACUUGAGCUCUUCAGGGAACAAACCGGUUUUCUUUUUUUUUUCAUGAGAGCCCGUUUACCUUCAGUCUGAGAGUCUACUGGGCGGAGGGACUGAGGAGUUUGUUCACGACGAAAACCAAUUGAUUUUUUUUUUCGCUCAUGGCAGUGCAGAAAUAAAUAAAAAUAAUCUGGAUCGUGGAAAAGGAACGAAUUUGAAAAUAAGACACAGUUGAGGGCGCCGGUCAUGGAUAAGGAUAAGGAAAGGUGGUCCACGAGAUGGAAAACGAAAAACUGGCUCAGGAACUCCGCUUUAAGUGCAAUCUUCAGUCUGACUUUUGUCCUACAGGCAACACAUGUGAGAGCAGCUGAACCCGUGGAUGUGCUCAAGAUCUUAGACUUUAAAAGUUCACCAGAAGGAGUGAAGAAAACACAAGGCUUCUGCACCAUCCGGAGAGGAUCCAAACCAGAUGUGGCCUACCGAGUGGACAAACAGGCUCAACUCAGCACCCCAACCAAGCAGCUCUUCCCAGGAGGAGUAUUCCCUCAGGAUUUCUCCAUCCUUAUGACGAUCAAACCAAAGGCGGGAGUACAGUCCUUCCUUUUGUCGGUAUACAACGAGCAGGGCAUCCAGCAGCUGGGUGUGGAGGUGGGCCGUGCGCCGGUCUUCCUGUAUGAGGAUCAGCAUGGGAAGCCCGCUCCUGAGGAUUACCCCCUUUUCCGUGCCAUUAACCUUGCAGAUGGAAAGUGGCACCGUGUGGCUAUUAGCAUCGAAAAGAAGACCGUCACGAUGAUUGUGGACUGUAAGAAGAAGAUCUCUAAACCACUCAGCAGAAGUGACCAUGCAAUCAUUAACACUGAUGGCAUCACUGUCUUCGGGACCAGAAUCCUGGACGAGGAAGUUUUUGAGGGAGACAUCCAGCAGCUUCUUUUGGUGGCAGACCCUCGUGCAGCCUAUGACUACUGUGAACACUACAGCCCUGACUGUGAAACCCCCCAUCAAGAGACACCACAGGCCCAGGAACCCGAGGAAGAGUACAAUACUGAAUACACAGAUUAUAAUGAGUUCUAUGACUACACAGAAGAAGGGACUGCCACUGAAAAUCCCACUGACAACGUCGGUACUGAGACCAAGCCCAGCACUGCUGACACUGGAGACUAUAUUGAGCAGGACUAUGGCACUGAAGCCCCUUCUGUUUCCAUUCCAGUCCAUGAGAAUCCAUCGCCAAAAGAGGAAAUAGUAGACGACUACAUUACAGGGAUAGAAGAAGUUGGAGUGGAUCCCACCGUUGCCACCAAUGAGAAUGUGGAUAUUAUGGAGUCCAAAAGCACUAAUGGUGCAGAAAACCAGGACUUUAAGGAAUACGACAUUAACGAAUAUGAUGCAAAAGAGAUAGACCCCAGCGUUUAUGAAGAUGCGUUCUAUGACUACAAUACUAAUGGAGCUAAACCCACCGGAUCAACCUACGAGAGCGAGUUUGGACCAGGCCGACCUGCUGAAACGCAGGUCACAGAGAGUAAUGUUGGUGGUGGCUAUGGUGGUGAAAAGGGGCAAAAAGGUGAACCUGCAGUCAUUGAGCCGGGGAUGCUGGUAGAGGGACCCCCAGGACCACCAGGUCCCCCUGGUCUCCCCGGCACUUCAGGUAUACAAGGCUCCCCGGGCCUCCACGGAGAUCCUGGUGAGAGAGGCCCUCCUGGUCGUCCUGGUUUGCCAGGCGCAGAUGGAGCUCCGGGGCCCUCUGGCACCAUCCUCAUGUUGCCGUUCCGUGCUGGUGGGGAAGCUCACAAAGGUCCGGUGGUGACAGCACAAGAAGCUCAGGCCCAAGCCAUCCUCGCCCAGGCUCGGUUGACUAUGAGGGGACCACCUGGCCCAAUGGGAUUGACAGGACGUUCCGGCCCUGUGGGUGGUCCUGGUGCACCUGGUGCUAAAGGGGAAAGUGGAGAUCCUGGCCCACAGGGACCAAGAGGACUUCAGGGCUCUACUGGACCACAUGGAAAAGCAGGCAAGAGGGGCCGAAAUGGAGCCGACGGAGCCAGAGGAAUUCCUGGAGAAUCAGGAGCCAAGGGGGACCGAGGAUUUGAUGGACUUCCUGGUCUUCCUGGUGAGAAAGGACACAGGGGUGAGGCAGGUCCUAUCGGCUCACCAGGCCCUCCAGGAGAGGAUGGACCGAGGGGUGAGGAUGGUGAGAUUGGACAGAGAGGAAUGCCAGGAGAAAGUGGUCCAAGAGGACUUCUUGGCCCCAGAGGUUCUGCUGGGACCCCUGGACAGCGUGGUCUUCCUGGAUUGGAUGGACCACCUGGCCCUAAAGGAAAUAUGGGUCCUCAAGGAGAGCCUGGACCUCCUGGGCAACAGGGGAACCCCGGUCCGCAUGGUCUGCCUGGUCCUCAAGGCCCGAUCGGUCCACCUGGAGAGAAAGGUCCCAGUGGGAAACAGGGGCUCCAUGGACUGGCUGGGGCUGAUGGGCCUCCCGGUCAUCCUGGGAAGGAGGGUCCUCCCGGGGAGAAAGGAGCAGCUGGCCACUCAGGUCCCCAGGGGUCCAUUGGCUAUCCCGGUCCCCGAGGCGUGAAGGGUGCAGAGGGCGUUCGUGGCUUGAAGGGUGGCAAAGGAGAAAAGGGAGAAGAUGGUUUUCCUGGGUUCAAGGGUGACAUGGGCCUCAAGGGUGAUAAGGGAGAGGUUGGUGUGUUGGGCUCCAGAGGCGAAGACGGACCAGAGGGGCCGAAAGGUAAAUCGGGUCCCUCUGGAGAAGCUGGUCCCAUGGGCAUGGCAGGAGAGAAGGGAAAACUUGGUGUUCCAGGUUUGCCUGGCUACCCAGGAAGACAAGGUCCUAAGGGUUCAACUGGUUUCGUUGGCUUCCCUGGAGCCAAUGGUGAGAAGGGAGGAAGGGGUAUUGCUGGUAAAGCAGGUCCACGAGGACAAAGAGGGCCAACGGGUCCCCGUGGUGGAAGAGGUGCCAGAGGUCCAACAGGAAAACCUGGAGCAAAGGGAACAGCAGGAAAUGAUGGACCAGCUGGUGGCCCAGGAGAGAGAGGACUCCAAGGACCUCAGGGCCCUGUUGGAUUAACAGGCCCCAAAGGACCACCUGGGCCUCCUGGAAAGGAUGGAUUGCCCGGUCACCCCGGACAGCGAGGAGAGACUGGUUUCCAAGGAAAGACUGGACCUCCUGGACCUGGAGGUGUUGUUGGCCCACAGGGCUCUACAGGAGAAACUGGACCUGUUGGAGAGAGAGGACAUCCUGGAUCACCAGGGCCCCCUGGAGAGCAAGGUCUUCCCGGGGCUGCUGGCAAAGAAGGUGGAAAGGGUGAUCCAGGUCCUAUGGGGGUUUCUGGGAAACCUGGCCCUGCCGGACUGAAAGGGUUCCCAGGCCAAAGGGGGAUUCCUGGCACAGCGGGUCCAUCUGGUCUGAAGGGAGGCGAGGGUCCACAGGGUCCACCCGGUCCUAUUGGGUCGCCAGGAGAGAGAGGAGCAGCUGGACCUGGAGGACCCAUUGGUCUAACAGGACGCAAUGGCCCUCAAGGACCCCCGGGACCUGCUGGAGAGAAGGGUGCUCCGGGUGAGAAAGGACCUGCUGGUCCUGCCGGCCGGGAUGGCAUCCAAGGUCCAGUUGGACUCCCAGGCCCAGCCGGACCUCAGGGUCCACCUGGAGAGGAUGGUGACAAGGGAGAAGUUGGAGAACCAGGUCAAAAGGGAAGCAAGGGUGACAAAGGUGAACAUGGUCCACCAGGUCCAGUAGGUCCUCAGGGUGUAAUUGGAGCUCCAGGUCCUGCUGGAAGUGACGGAGAGCCCGGGCCCAGAGGUCAGCAGGGUAUGUUUGGGCAGAAGGGAGAUGAGGGGCCCCGUGGUUUCCCAGGUCUUCCCGGGCCCGUCGGACUGCAGGGUUUGCCAGGACCACCAGGUGAGAAAGGAGAGAAUGGAGACGUCGGCGCAAUGGGUCCACCUGGUCCUCCUGGUCCCAGAGGUCCUCAAGGUCCUAGUGGAGCUGAUGGUGCUCCUGGCCCUCCCGGAGGUAUCGGUGCAAUGGGCGGAAAUGGUGAAAAGGGUGAGACCGGUGAGGCAGGUAAUCCAGGGCCAUCAGGAGAGCCUGGUCCAGUAGGACUCAAAGGUGAGCUUGGAGAGAAAGGAGAAGCUGGCCCUCCUGGAGCUGCAGGACCCGCUGGUGCAAGAGGACCCCCUGGAGAUGACGGUCCCAAAGGAAACCCAGGUCCUAUUGGCUUCCCUGGAGAUCCAGGUCCUCCUGGUGAGCCCGGAGCAGGUGGACUGGAUGGCCUUCCCGGAGACAAGGGAGAUGAUGGAGAGGCCGGUCAGCCUGGUCCACCUGGUCCAUCUGGUGAAGCUGGUCCUCCAGGACCCCCUGGAAAGCGAGGUCCUGCCGGCCCAGCUGGUACAGAAGGCAGACAAGGAGAGAAGGGUGCAAAGGGUGAGGCCGGUGCUGAAGGACCAGCAGGCAAAACUGGGCCUGUGGGCCCCCAGGGGCCUCCUGGAAAGUCUGGAGCUGAGGGCUUACGUGGCAUCCCGGGGCCUGUGGGUGAGCAGGGACUUCCUGGAGCUGCUGGCCAAGACGGUCCUCCUGGACCAUUGGGUCCUCCUGGUCUUCCUGGCUUGAAAGGUGACCCUGGUACUAAGGGUGAGAAGGGUCAUCCAGGUCUGAUUGGUCUGAUCGGUCCUCCCGGUGAGCCAGGAGAGAAGGGUGACCGAGGACUGCAAGGACCUCAGGGACUUGGUGGAGGCAAGGGUGACACUGGUCCCGUUGGUGUUGCUGGUCCCUUCGGUCCCCCAGGUCCUCCUGGCAUUCCUGGAACACAAGGACAGAAAGGAUCCAAAGGAUCAUCUGGUGCAGCUGGCCAGAAGGGAGAACCUGGCCUGAUUGGACCACCAGGUCCUCCGGGCCCAGCUGGUGACAUCAUUCAGCCCCUCCCCAUCCAGACAAGUAGAAAAUCGCGGAGGUCGCCUGACAUGCAGGAUGACGAAGCUGCAGGAAUGAUGGAUUAUGGUAUGGAGGGAAUGGAGGAUGUGUUUGGAUCCCUCAACACUCUCAAGCAGGACAUUGAACGCAUGAAGUUCCCACUGGGAACCCAGGAUAACCCAGCCAGAACCUGCAAAGACCUGCAGUUCAGCCAGCCAGACUUCCCUGAUGGGCAUUACUGGAUCGAUCCAAAUAUGGGAUGCAUGGGAGAUGCCUUCAAAGUGUACUGUAACUUCACUGCAGGAGGAGAAACUUGCAUUUACCCUGAUAAGAAAUCCUCAGGGGUUAGAAUAUCAAACUGGCCAAAAGAGUCCCCAGGAUCUUGGUUCAGUGAAUUUAAGCGUGGAAAAAUUUUGUCUUAUGUAGAUGUUGAGGAGAGCUCAAUAACCUCAGUCCAGAUGACGUUCCUCAAGUUGCUCAGCUCUUCUGCCCGGCAGAACUUCACAUACAUAUGCCAUCAGUCUGUGGCCUGGUAUGACGCCAAGGCUGACAACUAUGACAAGGCGCUGCGCUUCCUGGGCUCUAAUGAUGAGGAAAUGUCGUAUGACAACAACCCCUUCAUCAAGGCUCUUUCAGAUGGCUGCUCGCUAAAGCAGGGAUAUUCUAAGUCUGUGAUGGAAAUUAAUACUCCUCGCAUCGACCAGGUGCCUAUCAUCGAUGUCAUGUUGAAUGACUUUGGGGAAUCUAGUCAAAGGUUUGGCUUUGAGGUAGGCCCUGUCUGCUUCCUCGGCUAAAGGACACCCCAUCUUACCUUUUUGGCAAAGGUCAAGGAGUGUGGCCAGCAAAGAGACCCCCUGCCCACCCCCUCCUUGCGCCAGAAACACACACACCAGCACCCGCACUGUGUAAUCAGAAAUGGAAUAUUCAUCGAACGACUGAAACCUGCAAUUGGAAUAAACCAGAAAGAGGACACGAACUACCUGGUGGACAAUGGCGCACUUUCAGGAGAAGGAGGAGGACCCAUUCCUUUACCAUCUCACCACUUUAGAGCCUGUAGGAGCCUUUUUCCGAUUUCCAAAGUUGUUGUUUUUUUUUCUCCACUUGAACUCUUAAGCCUUGUUUUUUUUGUCCCAUUCCAACCUUAAUCCCAGCACCAUUUACUCCUGAUCCCAGUCCUUCCCCAAGCCCCAAUCCAAUUAAUUCCCAAUCCCGUUCCUGCCCGUUUUCCCUGUAUCCAUUACAGAUCCUCCUCCAGGUGCUGCUCAGAGCAAGACAACCACAGUGGUGUGCUCUUGUUGUAAACACCCAAACACUUAAGGUGCUAUUGAAAGUGCAUUUUUUUUUUUUGGUCAAACUGUAAUUAUUAUUUUGUACAAUACUGUUCUUUAAUGAUUGCCUUUAAAUUUUGCAUGUGCAUCAAAAUGGAUUUGAUGAAAUAUUGAUAACUAUCGAGUAUUUUCUCGAGAAUUGUUGUUGUUGUUGUUGUUGUUUUCAUGUUUGAAAACCAACAGUGCAACAGAUUUCUUCACAAGAUGUCAAUCAAUCAAGUGUCCCUGCCAACUAUAAAAUAAAACAAGCAUUUCAAACCAUCCAAAUUUGUAAUUAUAAAGUAUCCAUUUUGUAAAUAUUGACCAGUUUAAGCACUUGAAAUGUCCUUUUUUGUCCAGUAAUAUAUGGGCAUAGUGAAGGAUUAAUGGUCUUCCACUAGCUUUCUUUUGUUCUCAAGUGGUAGCAAUGAUGCUGUGGUAAUCAGUGACUCUACAAUGCUAAAGAAACUUGAUGAAAAGUAACUUGAUGUCAGAUUGAAUUUCUUGACACUAUACCUCAAUCUCUUAAAAGACGUAUCCAAUUCAAAGAUGUUCAACCCUGUACAUACAGAGCCUUGGUUAGAAAAUCAAGUUUAUAUAUUUGAGGCAGGGAAUUUUAAAAUAAAAAAGACUAUUUGUUAAACUUUUGUUUGGUUAUUUUGUGAUUGCUACAAUUAACCCUUCUAGAUCUAAAGCAGAAACAACUAUUUUUGCUUUUCAUAGAUAUUUACAGAUUCUGGACAGUAUUGUAUUAAAAUUGAUAAUUGUUUACUGUUUGUAUGAAUCACAUCUGUGUGAUUCCCUCAGUCACACUUUUUUGUGCUGUAUGUGCAAAAGCUUGUUGAAUUCUUCAUUUCUCUUCAUAUUUAAAGUUUCUGUGUUGAAAUGUGUUCAGGUUUUGUGGUUCUGUAAUGCUCAAGCUUUGUUUUGAUUGCUUUAUUUUUCUUAUGCUUCCAUUGUUUUUACGGUUCUGUCUGUGUCCUUGAAAACCCUUCAAAUAUAUGACAGUAGACUCAGAACUUACACGUCUGUGUAACAUACUUAUAAUUUAUGUAAAACUUGGAAUAAAUGA
Messenger RNA from Onychostoma macrolepis, 7495 nucleotides. RefSeq names its product collagen, type XI, alpha 1b (gene col11a1b). Gene Ontology annotation, molecular function: extracellular matrix structural constituent. Lineage: Eukaryota; Metazoa; Chordata; Actinopteri; Cypriniformes; Cyprinidae. The record is from RefSeq and is a predicted model, not a curated record. The transcript is spliced from 67 exons. Bases 463 to 5910 code for a protein of 1815 amino acids.